CAGUUAUUCAGUGUCCGCAGAUGGAAACACAAACAAACGGGGGCAGCUUAAGCCGUUUAAUAUGGGCCGACAGGAUGGGUGAGAAAAUGACCGUGCCUCUAUUUCAACCUCCAGGCUCUAUCAAGUCAUACAUAGACCCACAUACUUAUGAAGACCCUAACCAAGCUGUCAGGGAAUUCACCAGAGAAAUUGACUCCUCACAUAUUACUAUUGAGUCAGUUCUUGGAGGAGGUGAAUUCGGCGAUGUUUGCAAGGGGAAACUUCGUGUGCCUGGUCGCCAAGAUAUGACGGUCGCUAUAAAAACGUUAAAACCAGGAGCAACAGAAAAAAAUCGUUUAGAUUUCCUCACAGAAGCUAGUAUUAUGGGUCAGUUUGAAGAUGCUAAUGUCAUCUUCUUAGAAGGAGUAGUAACUAAAAUGAAGUUCUUCUCCAUAUGGCCAUAUCAGUCAGAAUGUCAUCCCAUUAUGAUAGUAACAGAAUACAUGGCAAAUGGCUCCUUGGAUACUUUCUUAAGAAACAAUGACGGAACAUUUUCCUAUCUUCAAUUAAUUGGUAUGAUGAGGGGCAUUUCGUCUGGAAUGAAAUAUUUGUCAGAAAUGAGUUAUGUACACAGGGACCUUGCAGCCCGGAAUAUUUUGGUAAAUGAACACUUGGUGUGCAAGGUGGCCGACUUUGGUCUUUCUCGAGAGGUGGAAAAUGAUACUACAGAUGGGGCCUAUACAACUAAGGGUGGCAAAAUCCCUGUCAGAUGGACAGCACCAGAGGCUAUUGCAUUUCGCAAAUUCACGUCAGCUUCAGACGUCUGGAGUUAUGGUGUUGUAAUGUGGGAAGUGAUGUCAUACGGGGAGCGACCCUACUGGAACUGGUCUAACCAGGACGUUAUAAAGGCAGUUGAAAAAGGAUAUCGUCUUCCUCCACCUAUGGAUUGUCCUGAAGCAAUCCACCAAUUGAUGCUUGAUUGUUGGCAACGAGAAAGAAACCAUCGACCAAAAUUUAAUGCAAUUGUCAAAACUCUGGACAAAUUAAUACGAGCGCCGGAAUUAUUGCGGAAAAUGGCAAAACCCCGGUGAGUAUUUGGACAAAAUU
Messenger RNA from Octopus bimaculoides (California two-spot octopus), 1086 nucleotides. Its product is annotated as ephrin type-B receptor 1-B. The record is from RefSeq and is a predicted model, not a curated record. Gene Ontology annotation, cellular component: plasma membrane; dendrite. Gene Ontology annotation, biological process: protein phosphorylation; ephrin receptor signaling pathway; axon guidance. Lineage: Eukaryota; Metazoa; Mollusca; Cephalopoda; Octopoda; Octopodidae. Gene Ontology annotation, molecular function: protein binding; ATP binding; transmembrane-ephrin receptor activity.